UCCGAUUGGCCGGCUGUGUCUGUGCUGCAGUGUCGAGCUUCGAGCUUGCCGCGACAAUUUGACAACGCCGACGACAUCGACGAGACGCCCACAGCAACGAUCCACGGGCUGCACCAUACACUCACUCGAAAUGGCCUCUAAAUACGGAUUCGCAAAGGGCCUCAAGGAAUUGAGGUUCCUGUUCUGCCAGACGAGCGAGCAAAGCGCUGCCACGAGGAACUUCCUCACCAAAUCCUACCCCACGAUGAAGAAGCACAACCCGCACACUCCCAUCAUGAUCCGGGAAGCGAGCGGCACCGAGCCCAAGGUCUUUGCGAGAUACGACUUCGGAAAAGAGAAGGUGAUCCCAUUGAAGGGCUUGGACGACAAGACAAUUGAGCAGCAGGUUACUGAAUUGGUCAAGUCUACGAUAUGAGUUGAUCCGAAUCUUGGGAGAUAUCUACGAACCGCGGCAGCGCCGAUGUCGAAAAGCGAAGCAUCGACGCACGCAAUGUAUAUGUGUACAAUGAUGAGAAGCAGCAAUACCAUUCACCCAGCUCGAAUCAUCACCCAUACUCUUCAUCAUCUUGCACAGGCCAGAAUUCUUUGUCUUCGCUGAGUAUACUUAGAAACCCAGCACAAUGAUCGAUACUCUAUCUAUCAACGAAAUACUCUGCUUUGCGGUAACGAUCAAUGACAUUGUUUAAUUUGCUUGCCUGUUUAUAUGUUUUCCUCCGGCCUUUGUCAAAAGAUGUGACAGACAAACCCCCUACUAAUAUAUCUUCAUUGCAACUUACUGACAACACGGAUGGGUCGCGAUGUUUGAAUUUCUUGCUAGCCGGAAGGCAAGUACUACUGAUCAGCAACACUCGAUACAGCAUAACGCGACGCCACAAGUAGAUGCAAAACCACUUCCAGCUUCAAGAUCACCCCCGACAUCCGAUAAAACAAUACGAAAUGCCACAAUACGGAACGCCCCGGGCCAGUCCCCAGCCCAGUCCCCGAAAAGUGCGGCGGGUUCAGCUCCUUCUUCGCCUACCUCUACGAGGUCGUCUGUGAAGAGAGUCAUACGUCGCCUGGCUUCACCUUCAGCCUCUAUAGGGGUAAGGAACAUCGAAGAUGUCCAGAUGGAAGCCGAUUUUAACAAGAGCAUGGUCGGUGAAAUGCAGCACGAACUUGACGAGCUGGAAAAGAAAUUCCGAUCUACUCAAGAGCAUCUCGGCCGGUCUGAGACUGACGGAAAGGACAAGGAACAAACCAUUCGAAAAUUACAAUCAACCGU
This is a messenger RNA of Periconia digitata, 1261 nucleotides long. NCBI's taxonomy places the organism in Eukaryota, Fungi, Ascomycota, Dothideomycetes, Pleosporales, Periconiaceae. The record is from the annotation of a GenBank genome assembly.